Malania oleifera is the source of this 1039-nucleotide messenger RNA. RefSeq names its product electron transfer flavoprotein subunit beta, mitochondrial. The coding region runs from base 134 to 889 and encodes 251 amino acids. Lineage: Eukaryota; Viridiplantae; Streptophyta; Magnoliopsida; Santalales; Ximeniaceae. Gene Ontology annotation, molecular function: electron transfer activity. The transcript has 5 exons. Gene Ontology annotation, cellular component: cytosol. The record is from RefSeq and is a predicted model, not a curated record.
AAAAUGAUUGGUUUUUUUGUGCAGUGUCCAUCAGCCUGCCACCGUGUUUUUCCAUUGCUAGACGCUCUGGAUUCUGGUGGGUUGCUAAUUUAUACGAAGAGGAGGAGGAGGAAGAAGAAGAGGACGAGCCAAAAUGAAGAUAAUGGUGGCAAUCAAGCGAGUAGUCGACUACGCUGUCAAGAUCAGAGUGAAACCAGACAAGACAGGAGUCGAGACAAGCAACGUGAAGAUGUCGAUGAAUCCUUUCUGCGAGAUUGCCUUGGAGGAGGCUCUUCGCAUCAGAGAGUCGGGCAUGGCCUCGGAGGUUGUGGCCGUUUCCAUGGGUUCUGCUCACUGCGUGGAUACUCUCAGGACUGGGUUAGCCAUGGGCGCUGAUAGGGCCAUUCACGUCGAAACUCCGGGCACUCUCUAUCCACUUUCUGUCGCUAAGAUUCUGAAAGCUCUAGUUGAUGUUGAGAAGCCAGGGCUUCUUGUUCUAGGCAAACAGGCCAUUGAUGAUGAUUGCAAUCAAACGGGACAAAUGGUAGCAGGGUUGCUUGACUGGCCACAAGGGACCUUUGCUUCAAAGGUGGUGCUGGACAAGGAGAAGAAUCUAGCAACAGUUGAAAGGGAGGUUGACGGUGGUCUAGAGACGUUGUGCUUAGAACUACCAGCAGUAAUCACCACCGACUUGAGACUGAACCAGCCAAGGUAUGCAACACUGCCCAACAUAAUGAAAGCCAAAUCGAAGGUUUUAAAGAAAUUCACUCCAGAGGAGCUGAAUGUGCAAAUCAAAUCUGACUUGGAGGUGGUUCAAGUCACUGAACCCCCAAAGAGAAAAGAUGGGGUCAUUGUUUCUUCUGUGGAUGAGCUGAUUGACAAGCUGAAAAAUGAAGCUCAUGUAAUUUGAUUCUUGUUGGGGUUUUAUUGCUGAAAUUUUCUUAGAAAGAUUCAAGUUCAAUGCCAAAUGGAUUUUGUCCUAAGAACAAAUAGAAAUGCAAUGAUACAACUGACAAGGAUCAUAUUUUAAUAAAAUUCUCAUCUUAGCCUCUCAUCUACA